Messenger RNA from Pseudophryne corroboree (corroboree frog), 3225 nucleotides. RefSeq names its product eukaryotic elongation factor 2 kinase (gene EEF2K). The transcript has 19 exons. The coding region runs from base 303 to 2549 and encodes 748 amino acids. NCBI's taxonomy places the organism in Eukaryota, Metazoa, Chordata, Amphibia, Anura, Myobatrachidae. Gene Ontology annotation, molecular function: ATP binding; elongation factor-2 kinase activity; calcium ion binding. The record is from RefSeq and is a predicted model, not a curated record. Gene Ontology annotation, biological process: response to differentiation-inducing factor 1; protein phosphorylation; myosin II filament disassembly.
AAAUAGUGUGUCAGGCUCUAUAGAGCUCUUCGUUGCUGCUCAGCCUGCAGACAGGGGAUUUAUUGCACUCAUCAUUGCAGAGUGAGAGAACUGAACACGGCUAUCCUUGCUGUGACCAUUCAUUGUGUGCAAGCUUCCUGUACAGUCACCAAGACUGCUAAUCUUACCAUCCAGCCUUCUCCCAGCAAUAUUAGCUGUCCUAGGGCGUGCCAUCUGUGCAGGGCCCUCUCCUGAAUGCUAAUCUACAGCAGCAGUCUGGCUAUUUCAGUCAUCCAGCGAAUACUCCCUACUUCCCACCAACAAUGGCAGACGAAGAUCUCAUGUUUAGAAUGGAGGGUCUGGAUAACUCCCACGUGUUGAAAGACCACUGCUCAGAUUACAGUAAGGCUGACAGUGAUGAGGAGGAUAACUACAUUAUCUGCCCUAUAACAGAGGACCCAUCGUUACACCAUGAAACAAAUAACAAAAAGACACGCUCCUUUGGCAGUCUAACGAAGGAAACUCAAUAUGGUACCAGCUCAUCUCCCAGGACGUCCUUUAGUUUCAAGGAGGCCUGGAAACAUGCCAUCCAAAAAGCCAAGCAGAUGCCUGACCCAUGGGCUGAGUUUCACUUGGAAGACAUAGAGGCAGAACAUGCAAUCCGACACAGGUACAAUGUUGUGUCCGGCCAGUGGGUGCAAGAUGACGUAUUGAUUAAAAUGGCCUCUCAGCCGUUUGGUCGUGGUGCUAUGAGAGAAUGCUACAGAAUGAAGAAGCGGUCUAAUUUCUCACACAAACAGCUGUGGAAAAAUGCCUACAAUUAUGUAGCCAAACGAUAUUUAGAGACGGUCGACAGAGAUGUGUACUUUGAAGAUGUCCGACUUCAAAUGGAGGCGAAACUGUGGGGGGAGGAGUACAACCGACACAAGCCUCCUAAGCAGGUGGACAUUAUGCAGAUGUGCAUCAUUGAAAUGAUAGACAGACCUGGCAAACCAUUGUACCACUUAGAGCAUUACAUUGAAGGCAAAUAUAUUAAAUAUAACUCCAACUCAGGAUUUGUCCGGGAUGAAAACAUUCGUCUCACCCCACAGGCUUUCAGUCACUUCACAUUUGAGAGAUCAGGGCACCAGCUGAUUGUUGUUGACAUUCAAGGUGUGGGCGAUUUAUACACAGAUCCUCAAAUCCACACACAAAGCGGAACUGAUUUCGGAGACGGCAACCUAGGGGUGCGAGGAAUGGCCCUGUUCUUUCAUUCCCAUGCCUGCAACAGAAUCUGCAAAAGCAUGCGACUGACGCCGUUUGACCUCUCGGCCCAGGAGAAAAUCGUUUUGGACAACUGCAGCAAGCUUUUGCAAUCUGCUCAGACAGUCGUGCGCGGCAUAGAAGAGAAAUGUGGCAGCUCUCGGGUGAGAACUAUGUCUGGAAGCCGCCCACCUCUGUUAUCCCGCUUUUCUGAAAACUCUGGGGACGAGAACAUGAGCGAUAGGACAUUUGACUCCUUGCCCAACUCGCCUUCUCCGCUCACCCCUCAAGGCCACAGAUUUGAUGUGCAUGGAUGGCCCAUUUUCAACGAGGUGGACAACUUGGGAAGUGAAGAGGAUAACAACCUAGAUAACCGCAGAGAUUCUGAAAACGGUGGAGAUAGUGGGUGUCCCAGCGAAAAGAGAAGUGAAUCUGAUGAAAUGGAACAUCGGAUACCUGUAAAUUACAGCCGGAGACGGAUGGAGUCCGAGUCGGAGGACAGCUUUGGGAAGAGCAAAUGUCUUAUUAGUAAGGCCCAUGUGAUCCUUAAAAACAGCCCACGGAGUAAUCUGGUGACUGUGGAGAAAUGGAACCAGUUCCAUGCAUCCCGUGUGCACAUUCACAGAUCAUCCUGUGUUGCAGUGGAAGUCCAAAGACUUAACGACCUUGAGAUUGAAAAGAAAAUUGGGAAAUCCAUUCUUGGGAAGGUUCACUUAGCAAUGGUGCGCUAUCAUGAAGCAGGGCGUUUCUGUGACAAAGAUCAAGACUGGGACCAGGAAUCUGCCAUAUUCCACCUGGAACAUGCUGCCCGCUGUGGGGAACUGGAAGCCAUUAUCGGCCUUGGUCUCAUGUAUUCUCAGCUGCCUCAUCAUAUCCUGACUGAAGUCUCUGUGCAGGACACAGAGGAAAACAGAAUUAAAGGAUUCAACUAUUUAUUGAUGGCGGCAGAAGCUGGUGACCGGCCAUCCAUGAUCCACAUUGCUCGAGCAUAUGACACUGGAAUAAAUCUUGGCAAAGACAGGUCAUUAACAACACUCAGGCUACAGAACUGGCAAGAGGCCAUUUUCUGGUACAAUUCUGCUCUAAACAUGACUGAUUAUGAUGAAGGCGGAGAAUAUGAUGGAACCCAGGAUGAACCCAAGUACCUGCUGCUCGCUAGGGAAGCUGAGAUGUUGCUCACUGGAGGAUUUGAAUUGGAGAAAGACCCACAAAGAUCUGGUGAUCUUUACACAGAAGCCGCAGAAGCUGCAAUGGAGGCUAUGAAAGGAAGGCUUGCCAACCAGUACUACCAGAAGGCAGAGGAAGCGUGGGCUCUCAUGGAGGAAUAAUAUGCCAACUUAAAAUCAUGCAAAGGGCAUAUUGAUAUAUUAUUCAAAUAAGGAUUUUAUUUUGUAUUUAUUACAUAAUGAUUUAAGGGUCACUGAACCCAAUAUGUUUACAGAGACAAAGCGUUUUGAUAGAUGUUGUUUGGUGGGUGAGAAUGUCCACAGAUCUAGCAGUAAACUCCGUUUGGGCUGGCGAAUACUGUGUACGCUUUAUAUGGCAGUGGCGAGAUCUACUCCUGCUCUCCGCUGCAUUUGUAAACAUGACAGAUUUCAUAAUGCUGAACUGAUAACCCAGGUCCUGUGCACUCCCAAUAUUUGGAGCGUCUCUCAGGAAUAAAGUCUUAGCUGCCAUAUUGCUUUAUUUUUGUUGUGUUUGGAUUAAGCAUACUUUAUUAGUCUGUAAAGCAAAAACUUUGUGUAGAGGUUUUUAUCUUGGAAUUGUGACGUUCCAUUGCCACUGAUUGGGGACCUGCACUCAUCCAGGCUUUUUUUCCCAGGGUGUUUCUGCAAUACUGGGUGUGUUAGGGGAUGAGGGAGAGCGAAAGGACCAAUCACAAGCUGCACGAGAGCUGUGAGAGAAGCGGGGCUCUGGCUAGGAGGCGGGGCCUACUUAGCUAAUUAUUCUCCUAGACCAGGCAUGUCCAAACUGCGGCCCUCCAGCUGUUGUGAAACUACAUAU